GCCACCCAAAAACUUUAUAUCUCUUUUCUUCAUCUCUCUCUCUCUCUCUCUCUCUCUCUCAUACCGAAAGAUAUGGAGACUCCAAGGACUUCCCACACACCGCAGUCAUUCCUUCAGCCCCCUACUUACGGAAACCUAAUCACUGUUCUUAGCAUUGAUGGAGGCGGAAUAAGAGGGAUUAUCCCUGGAAUAAUACUCGCCUUCCUCGAGUCCGAGCUACAGAAAUUGGACGGUGAGGAGGCAAGAAUCUCGGACUAUUUUGAUAUAAUUGCUGGAACAAGCACCGGAGGGCUUGUGACUGCCAUGCUCACUGCACCAGAUGAAAAUAACCGUCCAUUGUUUGAUGCUAAAGGCAUCAAAGACUUCUAUCUUGAACACUGCCCUAACAUAUUCCCUCAGACUUGGCACCCUUGUCCUCUGGCAAAAGCCCUGUCAGGACCCAAAUAUGAUGGUCAGUAUCUGCACCGUCUCGUGCGGGAAAAGCUUAGAACCACCAAGUUACACCAGACACUGACAAACAUUGCAAUUCCAACUUUCGACAUAAAGAGGCUCCAGCCGAUCAUCUUCUCCACCUACGAGGUGAAGGAUAAGCCUUGCAUGGAUGCCUUGCUUUCUGAUAUAUGCAUUUCAACCUCAGCAGCGCCAACUUAUCUUCCCGCUCAUUCCUUCAAAACCAAGGACCCAGAUGGAAAAGAGAAGGAAUUUGACCUAAUUGAUGGCGGCGUUGCUGCAAAUAAUCCGACUUUGGUUGCUAUCAGAGAGGUGACGAAGGAGGUCAUGAGGGGAAGUUCAGACUAUUUCGCCAUAGAUUAUGGUCGGCUUCUAGUUAUAUCGUUAGGGACCGGGUCACACAAGGUUGAGGAGAAGUUUAAUGCAGAUACAGCUGCCAAAUGGGGCCUACUGGGAUGGUUGCACAAUUGUGGAACUACCCCCAUAGUGGACGUGUUUAGCCAAGCCAGCUCUGAUAUGGUGGACUACCACCUUAAUGUGAUGUUUCAAGCCCGCCACUCAGAGAAGAAUUAUCUUCGGAUUCAGGAUGACACUUUAACUGGGCAUGUAUCAUCUGUAGAUAAGGCGACCAAGGAGAAUAUGAAUGAACUUGUCAAAGUUGGUGAAAGAUUGUUGGAGAAACCGGUUUCUAGGAUAAACCUUGAGACCGGUCUAGUGGAGCCCUGCGAUAAGGAGACUAAUGAAGAAGCUCUCCGAAGAUUUGCGAAAAUACUCUCUGAUGAGAAGCGGGUACGAGACAUAGGAUUGCCGCACCCUUUUGUGGCUGCAAACCGGAUGAAGAAUCAAGAACCUCGGCUUAUAGUUCCUCAUUAG
This is a messenger RNA of Thlaspi arvense, 1323 nucleotides long. The record is from the annotation of a GenBank genome assembly. NCBI's taxonomy places the organism in Eukaryota, Viridiplantae, Streptophyta, Magnoliopsida, Brassicales, Brassicaceae.